Coregonus sp. 'balchen' is the source of this 7315-nucleotide messenger RNA. The record is from the annotation of a GenBank genome assembly. Lineage: Eukaryota; Metazoa; Chordata; Actinopteri; Salmoniformes; Salmonidae.
GGACAGACAUGGCAGUGUUCUGUCUGCUGUGUGCCAAGCGGUUCCAGACCCAGAAGGCUCUGCAGCAGCACAUGGAGGUCCAUGCAGGGAUGCACAGCUACGUCUGCAGCCACUGUGACCACCCCUUCCCCAGCCACACCACCCUCAAACGCCACCUGCGCUCACACACAGGUAAGGACUGAAUCUGUGCCCAUUGUCGUCUUCAUCAUCAUCACCACCACUGUUUUCAUCAUCAUCAUCAUCAUCAUCAUCAUCAUCAUCUUCAUCUUCAUCAUCACCACCACUGUUUUCAUCAACAUCAUCAUCUUAAUAUAAUAAAUAAUAAUAAUAAUAUGCCAUUUAGCAGACGCUUUUAUCCAACGCGACUUACAGUCAUGCGUGCAUAAUUUUUUUUGUGUAUGGGUGGUCCCGGGGAUCAAACACACUACCUUGGCAUUACAAGCGCCGUGCUCUACCAGCUGAGCUACAGAGGACCACAUCAUCAUCUUCACUGUUUUCAUCAUCAUCAUCAUCACUAUCACCAUCAUCAUCAUCAUCACUGUCAUAUCCGUCAACAUCAUCGCCUACAUUAAUAUGGAGGACUAAAAGUGCCACAAUUAAAUAAAUAAAUACACCAUUAAAUAAUUACUUAAAUGUGUCAUUAAUUAAUUAAAAUUAGAAUUAAAUACAUAAAUGUGUUAUUAAAUGUGUCAUUAAUUAAUUCAAAUACCGAUUCAUUUUAUGUAAAAUACAUAUAUAAUAAUUUCACUAUUUACAUUUACAUUUCAUGGUCCUGCGUUGGAGUGCUUCCUGAAUUACUUAAAACUGUCAAACUGACCCAUCAAAAGUUGGUAGGCGGAACCUAACGCCUGAUUGGUUACCCUCUGCAUCAAGCCAAGACAAAUCAAUUCCGGAUAAUGUCAGCAGGUCCUGCUUCUACAUCCUCUGCUAAGUUUAAAAUGUCUCUAACCAACUCCCUGGAAAGUUCACGGAGAUCCUCCAUUGUCUCUAUCCAGGUUGGCCUACUCUACUUCAGACCAAAGCAAUGGAACAGACUAGAUUCGCGUUAGCCCCGCCCACUGACUUUGAUGGGUCAGUUUGACAGUUUUAAGUAAUUCAUGAAUCACUGCAAUGCAGAAUCAUGAAAUUUAAAUGUAAAUAGUGAAAUAAUUAUAUAUGUAUUUUACAUAAAAUGAAUCGGUAUUUGAAUUAAUUAAUGAUACAUUUAAUUACACAUUUAUGUAUUUAAUUCUAAUUUUAAUUAAUUAAUGACACAUUUAAGUAAUUAUUUAAUGGUGUAUUUAUUUAUUUAAUUGUGGCACUUUUAGUCCUCCAUACAUUAACACACAAUCUAAAGCUGCAAUGAGAUCAAUUCCCAUAAACCUCAAUCCUUUCAUCUUUAAGUACCUUGAACUACUACUUCUGUCUUGGCACUAGACUGAAGUAGCAUAAGACCAGAGUUUUUCAAUUUCAGGCUACAGUCAGUUUCACUAAAUUUAUCAUGUUUACAUUCACUUAACGUUAAUUAACUCCGCGAUGAUUCACUUUCCUGAUGACAGCAAUGCUUCGUUAUGGCCAGUGUUAUGUUUGAGGCUAUUUUAUCCGGUUUAUGUUUUUAUGUUCUUAGACACAGCCUUCUAGGCCCCUGCCAUUCAUGCCUGUCAGUUCUACUGCAGUUCUCCCCAAAUGACAGCGAAAAUCGAAAUAAAUAUCUAAAGAACAGCCAAUGUCUGUGUUUUCCUCUGAGAGUUAGUCACUGGUUCCCUAAGGAGAGAGAGAGAGAGAGAGAGAAAGAGAGAGAGAGAGAGAGAGAGAGAGAGAGAGAGAGAGAGAGAGAGAGAGAGAGAGAGAGAGAGAGAGAGAGAGAGAGAGAGAGAGAGAGAAAGAGAGAGAGAAAGAGAGAGAGAGAAGAGAGAGAGAUAUUUACUGAAAGGAUGCCCCCUUCUUCUGAUCCACGUCUAGAUUGAACAAAAACAUAAUUGAUGAGUGGAGUUUGGCCAUCAUGUGUAUCUUGUCUAUACCACAGUCUUCUUCGUAGUAUCAUUGUGUAAAUGUCAUGUGUCUUGUAGCAUGGGGGGCUUUGUGAAGCAUCAGGCUAUAAUGAGCAGUGCAGUGUAUUGUCCCACUUGGCUGUUGCUGUGGACACUGAGCUAAUGAGACACAUAGGUCAUUGCAGAUGACUCAAAGCCACAGCCUCAGAGGGAGAUGGAUCAGCUAUGGAGAGCACCACCUGUCUGGAGGACUUAUAUUAGCUGUUAGCAGGCAGCCGGAGGGAGUAUCCUCACAUGUCAUAACAUUCAUAUAUACAGUAUAUUAUAUUAAAUUAUUAUUAUCACAUGUCAUAACAUUCAUAUAUACAGUAUAUUAUAUUAAAUUAUUAUUAUCACAUGUCAUAACAUUAUUAUAUACAGUAUAUUAUAUUAUUAUUAUAUAUAUAUCUGAACGCACAUGAUUUUUUUACAGCCUUAUAUGCAAAAGGUUCUGUUUUUAUUGACCUGUACAACUGUACAUUUAUCAUAUGCAAGUAUUAGUCACUAUAAAGUAACCCUUUUGAUACCAUUUGCUGAAGAGCGGAGGCUUACCUGAACCGUUUGAUACUGUUUAGCAUUAUGACACCUGUAAUGAUGUGUAUCCAACCUUUACCCAGCCUGUGUCUAACCUGUGUCUCCAGGUGACCACCCGUUUGAGUGUGAGUUUUGUGGGAGCUGUUUCCGGGACGAUGGCAUGUUGAGGGGACACAAACGCAUCCACACAGGAGAGAAGCCUUAUGAGUGUAACGGCUGUGGCAAAAGGUUCAGCCUCAAGCACCAGCUGGAGACCCACUACCGCGUACACACAGGUUAGAGAGCAGUGUCUGGUCGUAAUAACAACAUACUCCCACGUCAGAUUGUUUUGUGUUCAUGACAGCAUACACACAGGUCAAACCAAUGUGUGUUAGAUAGUACAUUUGACAUUUUAGUCAUUUAGCAGAUGCUCUUAUCCAGAGUGACUUACAGUUAGUGAGUGCAUACAUUUUUUUUCUCAAAAUAGUACCACUGGUUUUAGCAUAUAGUCAAGAAAGGUUUCACGAGUAUGCUGUUGUACUCCUAUAGGUGAGAAGCCAUUUGAGUGCAAGAUCUGUCACCAGCGAUCCAGGGACUACUCUGCCAUGAUCAAGCACCUGCGCACCCACAAUGGAGCGUCGCCCUACCAGUGUACCAUCUGCCAGGACUUCUGCCCCAGCCUGGCAGCCAUGCAGAAACACAUGAAGAGCCACAGACCCGAGGAUGUGCCCCCGGACUGGAGAAUAGAGAAGACCUACCUGUACGUAUGCUACGUCUGAGCAGGACUUGGACACUAAGACACACUAUCCUAUGUGUGGGCAGGUUUUUCAUCUUAUUCUUUCCUCUAAAGAAAAGUAAGUUGAUCAGUUCUGUGGUUUGAUUGGUUUUAUCACAAAUUGUUUCAAUGAUCUGUCAUUACAUUAAACAUGCAUAUGUGUUGAAGGUUAAAAUACUACUGGUCAGGUUACCACAGCAGUGAAAGAGUGUUGCACUAGAAAGGAUAUUGAGUUCUAUCUGCUGUGACUGUGAUUGUGAGACCUAGAACCAAACUUCUCUGGUAGAAUUGCAGUACUAUUUCCACCCUUACUACGUAGAUUGGUUGAGAUAAACAAACAUUUCCUGGCUUAUUAUUUCCUGUGACAUUUCCUGUUAUAGAUUUUUUUGGGGUGUUGUUGGUUUUCUGCAUGUUUACUUGAAUGGUCUCCAUAGGCUUGAUUUAAUUUGUGUCUUAUUUUUCCAGUGUGCAUAUUACACAUAUGAUUUCCCCUACCUGUCAGUUAGUCUGUCUGCUCAUGCUGAUUGACAAGCAUUAAGGUGUAACAGGUUUUGCUAUUUAUGUCAUGCAUCGAUUUUGUUACCAAAUAGGUUAUUAUUACCCAACCUCAAGGCCGUUUAUUUUGAUAUUAGAAUAAGCGCUACCUCUUCUAUCUUCAACUUUUGCACAGAGGCAAUAGCACAUCCUAGAAGAGUUUUUUUCAUUGUGUUUUCAUCCAUCAUCCGUGGCUUUACCUUCAAAUGUCCUUUUAUAUUGGUGAAGCGCUUUGAAAUGUUCUGCGAAUUAAUUCAUGGAAUUGAUUCGGACGGUUGCCUAUUGGGUGGAAAAAAAGAUUUGAAAGCCUUCAAAGUGACUUUUGUGUGAAUCAUUUUUUUAUCUGUAGAAUUAUAGCAGUCUGUUAAAUCACAGAAUUCAAUUUUUUUCUAAGUGAUGAAAAUAAUGAAAAUGUGACUAAAAGUGUUGUCUUUUUUACUAAAUAUGAAAAUUGAUUCUGUAAAGUUAAAUCACUAAAAGCAGGUUAUCGUCAGUUGUGAUGUCUGUUGCUGUAAUUACAAAAUGUAAUUGUAUCUUAUUCCUAGACGAGAGCCAAAUGAGGGCUUCUCUGAUUUUAAAAUGUUGUAUUUUUGUAUUACAGUGAUCUGCAAUUUGUUUACAUUUGUUUUGAUUUAAGAAACAUAUUUUCUUGUGUGUUUUGUAAGUCUCUGGAGUCUGAUUUUAGUAAGAGCCCUCCCUGUGCCUCUUUUGUAAAUGGAGAAUAGAUCUGCUGAAUACAUGAAUACAGUACAUGUUUGUUGUAUUGACCGUUGUUGUUCCUGGGUGUUUGUUUAUUGUCAGGUGAAGAACUGAUUUUCACUGCCAUGCCAUAGUAGACCCUAAACAUGUCUAAACAUUGUAAUUUGAAACAAGAUACUUCUAACAACUAUGGGAUUAUGCCCCAGGCACCUCAAGCCUCAAAGCAAAGUUUACGAGUGAGAUUUUCUUUUUAAAUGUUCUAUCAUGUCAAAGUAAAAUUUGGAUUGUAAAUUUAUCUAAUGGGAAGAAAUGCACAGAAGACACAGAAUACAUAGUGGUAUUGUUAAUAAUCUUUAUAAAGCUAGACGUUGGGCAUAUAUGGGUCUAUCUAACACAAUGGCCUUCUAGAACAAACAGCCAACACUCAAUGCCAUGAAAACAAUUAAAAGCACCAACUAAUCUUCUAUGUACUACUAUUCUAUUCUAGAAUACACAUGCACUAUAAGGAUCUUAGGAUUUCCGUGGUGGACCAAAACUAACAGAGCUCUUUCAAAAAAGGUUUUUCUUUGAUCGUUCUAUGUUUUAACAAAGCAAAAGUCGUUUUAUUUGGUGUGUGUACUAGAAGGAUGUGAUGAUCAUCAUUUAGGUAGAUAUUAUGUAAAUGUUUGUCUACCUCAGUACCAGUUCAGUCAGUGCUUGUCCUGGUGUCCAAUCAGGGUUGUUCUUCUUGCCAUGUGUGUUAAAUCAUUUUGCAUUACAGCUUUGUAACACUGUGUGUACAAGUGUUUUCUCAGUGUGGAUUCAGGCACAGCUCUCUUUACGCAUCAGUGUUUUGUGGCAUGGUGAAAAAAGACUAAAAUAGGAAGUAUUUUACAAUGCAGGUCUGUAUUGUGUCAUCAGUCAAGUAAAGUGAGUUCUUACUGUCAGUUUUUUUUUUGCAUACUAUUCACAUGCACUACAGGAAAAUGUUCAGUGUUUGAAGUUGUUAUAAAAGAUCAAAAUGCAAAUUGUAUGUAGUUCUGUCCUUGAGCUGUUCUUGUCUAUUCAUGUUCUGUAUUAUGUCAUUUUUCAUGUUUUGUGUGGACCCCAGGAAGAGUAGCUACUGCGAUCGCAACAGCUAAUGGGGAUCCUAAUAAAAUACCAAAAAAAUCCAUGAAGGUUGUGUUAAUAAUAAUAAUAAUAAUAAUAAUAAUACAUUUUAUUUGCGCCUUUCAAAAUACCCCAAUGACACUUACAGUAAAACAUAAAAUAGCAAAAAUAAACGUGACAAUACAAAACAGUUGUGUUUUCCUGUCUCACUGUAUGCAGCUGAAGUCAUGACAGGCAGUUUGGUGACCCUUAGUGGCACGAUGCCAGACUAACAGCUGUGUGGGUUUGUCUAGCUGCUACAGAUGAGGGAAGGGAAAAGUCACUGCCUCUCUGCCCUCCCUCCCUCUACUCUACCACACCACUAAGCAGAAUGGCACCCAUACACUAACUGCACCUAGUCAAUAACAAGAGGGAAUUCUUCAUCACAGGAACAACCUUUGUUUAAAUGUACUUGUUUGUAUGUUUAUUUGUGGGUUUGGGAUGUGUUGGUAUAGACCAUAGCAUUGCUGUGUUUCCAUUUGUAUUGUGUUUUUCGAUUCAGUAAUUUAGAAUGACAUUUUUUUUACCUAGAGGGGAUAUGCUGAAAACAGUUUAUCCACCAGCAGAGCAUAGUGACAACACACAAUGACUUGGACGUAGUAAAGAAGAUCCUAGUUUGUUUGCAAUGAUGGAAUAGUCCACUAGUGUAUUACAACUGUGCUGACACAGAACUAUCCUGUCCUGUUUAUGUAGUUGAUGAGGAUGAGAUCCACCAAAUGUAAUGGAGCCAUUUUGAAAAGUUAAAAGGUGGGCUAAAUUUAGUUACACAUGUGUAACUAAAUCUCCUGAAAUCCAUGGUCAUGAUCUGUAGACGAGCAGAUUGAUUAAGAGCUGGUGCUAAUGUAAUCUCCUCUGUUUAAUUAGUGUGAGCAUGGUGGGCAGCACAUUACACACCAUCUGGACUGGAGACUGACAGGAGACUGACUGGAGACUGACAGGAGACCGACUGGAGACUGACUGGAGACUGACUGGAGACUGACUGGAGACUGACUGGAGCAGCAGCCCUGCUCUUAUCCACCCUCUCCAUCAUUAGUCUUUACAACAAGACACAAACAGGGACGUCAACUCUAGCUCUAUGCUCUCAGACUGGAUACAAGUGUCACCCUAGAUACAAUGAAAAACUAUUAUUGUAAACAGGAUUUUUUUACCUGCACAGGUGAUAAACUUUUUUCUAGUUUGUCUUGUUGACAGUAUAAACGGUGGACACUCCUGUCAGGUUGUCUCGGGUUCUUUCUCUCUCUCAGGUGUUGGUGACUGGUCUAUGGUCCACAGAAGGUGAUUCCAGCCAUGCUCUCCACGGUGAUCUCCAACAGCUGUUCACUCUAUGAGGACUAUGGCAACUAUGGACCUCCCCCGUACCCCAGGAAGAACAUCAGACCCAGAGCUUCACUUCGACACAACCCAUAUAACCCAUGCAGGCCAUACCUGAGGAGGGUCAGUAUAACGUCUCAAUAUUCACUGCAAAGAUGACUGGUUUAUUAUUGUAUUGUUAUCAACAUCUUCACUGUUCGAUUUCAGAUGACACCUUACUGUCUUGAUGCCUUGACUGCAGGGGGACACGAGAGUAUCUUUAGCCGAUCCCAAGAAAAUCUCCAGGGCGACCAGUAGGGGUCAGUAUGUCACCAUGCCUGUUCGCCAUCCUCUCCGAGACUGGGGC